UUUUAAUAUUUUAAAAAUUAUGUUUUUAAUAUUAAUUGCACCUGUGCUAUUAAUAUUUAAUGCGACACGCGAUUACUUAAUUAUAGUGUAUAUUUGCACCACUUUGUACCUUCAUUUGUUAAUCGUAGCUACGAUUGAACGAUAGAUUUGGCGUGUAAUAAGCAUGUUUAGAUACAAUAUAAAAGUCGAAGAAGAGCAAGCGGUUUGAUAUAUAUCACCAGAGGUAGUUCCACUUAAUCCAAUGCAGUCUGACGAUAUCGAGGAACAACGGCUUCCACAGCAUAUCCCAGGUCCUCCACAAUUACCGCCGUUAGUCAAAGGCCAGAAAGUGAAGAGCGGACCGUACACUAUCACGGUGACCGAUGAGAUGGUAGCACAGAGGGAAAGGGAGAACCUGGAAUUGUACAAAGCCUGGGUACGGGAACAGCGCAGGAGAAACAUGCUGCCGGAGGAGGAGGCUGACGAGUUUAUAGGUGACUUCAAGGAUAUCGUUGUCAGAAGAAGCUUCGUUCGUAAAGUUUUUUGUCUCCUCUCGCUGCAGCUAUUAUUUACCAUCGUUGUCAUAUCCAUCUUCAUGUUUGUGGAUGAAGCACAGAAAUUCAUGAUGGUGCACUGGUAUCUGUGGAUUGUUGCCAUGGUGUUCUUCAUUGUCGCAUACUGUACCGUAUCCUGCUCGGUGCACGCCCGACGAACGCCUCCGUUCAAUUACAUCUGUCUGUUCCUGCUGACACUGGGAAUGUCGUACUUGGCCGCCUUCGUUUCCGUGUUUUACAGCAUCGAGGUGAUCCUCAUUGUCAUGGGCAUGACCGUCGCCGUCACAAUGAUUAUAGUACUUGUAGCGACGUUCUCCAGGUUCGACUUGACAAUGAGACCAGGUUUGCUCAUGGUGAUUGGGUUGGUUUCGAUCGUAGCCAUUUUUACGAUCUUAAUAAUUCUGUUGUUCACUCAAGUAAUAAUUUUACGUCUGGUAAUCGCAAUCAUCGGAACACUUCUGCUGUGCAUGUAUUUGUACUUCGAUGUACAGACGAUCAUGGGUGGACGCAGGAUAGAAUUGAGUCCCGACGAGGUCGUCUUUGCAACUACACAGAUUUACGUCGACAUCGUACUGCUGUAUCAGUACUUGCUGAUGUUCAUGGGAUUUUUCCACAGAUGAAAAAAAAUCAAAUGCUAUAUCGUAUUUUUUACAUUGAUAUUCAGAUGGAAAAGUUUAUAGCGUUUCGCCAUAUUUUUUCAUUUAAUAUGUAUAUUUUUAAUAAGGAUGUAUAUUAUUUAAUAUUAAAUUAUUAUUUUAAAAAAAUAAUGGCGAGAAACAUUCUGUAUUCGUUGAGAUGCUGGAGAGAUCAUAAAAACAGCCAAGGAAUAUAUCAAAAAUUAAAAGAUUAGAUGGAAAGAUUUAUAGCACUCGCCAUAUUUUUGCGUUUAAUACGUAUAUUUUUAAUAAAGACGUAAACUAUUUGAUAUUAAAUUAUUAUUAAAUAAUAGCGAGAAACAUUCCGCGUUCGUUGAAGUGCGGGAGAAAUCAUAAAAACAUCCAAGAAAUUGAUUUCAUAUUAUAAAACGAGUGAGAAGAGAGUUCAGUUUGCAGUCGUUUCGGUAAGAAAUCCGGGAUUUCGGGCUCGAGAAAUCGCUCCUGAUACGCGGGGAUCAUGUAGAGCAAAGAGGUAGCAGGAAGUAAACUAGG
Messenger RNA from Solenopsis invicta (red fire ant), 1681 nucleotides. Its product is annotated as protein lifeguard 1. The record is from RefSeq and is a predicted model, not a curated record. Bases 242 to 1153 code for a protein of 303 amino acids. Gene Ontology annotation, cellular component: Golgi apparatus; membrane; endoplasmic reticulum. Gene Ontology annotation, biological process: negative regulation of apoptotic signaling pathway. The transcript is spliced from 7 exons. NCBI's taxonomy places the organism in Eukaryota, Metazoa, Arthropoda, Insecta, Hymenoptera, Formicidae.